CAGUUCCGAGGGCUCAUAAUGGCGGUCGGCAAAAAUAAGAAAAUGGGCAAGAAGGGAGCGAAGAAGAAGAUAGUGGAUCCGUUCACUCGUAAGGAAUGGUAUGAUAUCAAAGCACCAUCGAUGUUCACUAAUCGUCAAGUCGGCAAAACUUUGGUGAAUCGUACACAAGGAACAAAGAUAGCGAGCGAAGGACUGAAAGGACGUGUCUUCGAGGUGUCUUUGGGCGAUUUGAACAACUCUGAAUUCGACUUCCGUAAAUUUCGACUGAUCUGCGAAGAUGUUCAAGGCAGAAAUUGUCUUACGAACUUCCACGGAAUGAAAUUCACGAGGGAUAAACUCUGCUCAAUUGUUAAGAAGUGGCACACGCUGAUCGAAGCAAACGUAGCUGUGAAGACAUCGGACGGCUAUUUGUUGCGACUGUUCUGUAUCGGUUUCACGAAGAAAGUGGUCGGUCAGAUCAAGAAGACAAGCUAUGCGAAAUCGUCAAAGAUUAGGCAGAUUCGUGCCAAGAUGGUUGAGCACAUGCAAAAGGAGGUUCAAGGAAGUGAUUUGCGUGAAGUUUGUAACAAGUUGAUCCCCGACUCAAUCGGCAAAGAUAUCGAGAAAGCAUGUGCGUACAUUUAUCCGCUGCAAGAUGUAUACAUUCGUAAGGUGAAGAUUCUAAAGAAGCCAAAGUUCGAAGUAGGACGUUUAAUGGAGAUGCAUGGUGAUGUGAGCUCAUACACGAAUGCUGAAGGUGAAAAAGUCGAUAGACCUGACGAUUAUGAGCCACCAGUUCAAGAGAGUGUUUAA
This is a messenger RNA of Anisakis simplex (herring worm), 792 nucleotides long. The record is from the annotation of a GenBank genome assembly. Lineage: Eukaryota; Metazoa; Nematoda; Chromadorea; Rhabditida; Anisakidae.